Cheilinus undulatus (humphead wrasse) is the source of this 3668-nucleotide messenger RNA. RefSeq names its product atrial natriuretic peptide receptor 1-like. Gene Ontology annotation, biological process: receptor guanylyl cyclase signaling pathway; cGMP biosynthetic process; intracellular signal transduction. Gene Ontology annotation, molecular function: guanylate cyclase activity; protein kinase activity; peptide receptor activity. Bases 272 to 3454 code for a protein of 1060 amino acids. The transcript has 22 exons. The record is from RefSeq and is a predicted model, not a curated record. Gene Ontology annotation, cellular component: membrane. Lineage: Eukaryota; Metazoa; Chordata; Actinopteri; Labriformes; Labridae.
GAGAGUGUUGGUGAGACUGUGGGACUGAGCUCGGACACGGAACAGUCCGAGACUCGGUGAGAGGACCGGAGGGGACCGAACCGAGCCUCAAGAGGACACGGAAACGGUCUCGGUGCGCGUGCGUGAGAGUAGUUGGACUUUUUUUCCUGUUUCUCUGUGUUGGAGCUCUGAGGACCUCGCGCUGCUUUUCCUCCUCUUCUUCCUCUCGGAGCGGACAUGAAGCGGCACGAGGAGGUCUGAGGAUCCGAGCAGAUUGUCUAACAGGCUCAUCAUGGUUCCUGCGUGGCCCCUCCCCCUGCUGCCCCUCGUCCUCCUGGUCCAAUCAUCUGAUUUUUCUGUCUUGACUGAAAAUACCACAGAAGUCCUCGAGGAGGUGACUCUGGCAGCCAUCUUGCCUCUAACAAACACAGACUAUGCGUGGGCGUGGCCACGUGUUGCUCCUGCACUCGAGUUGGCAGUGCAGCGGGUGAACUCUGACCCCUGGCUGUUGCCGGGCCUGAAGCUCCAGCUGGUCCACGGCACAUCUGAGAACCAUGAGGGGUUCUGCUCAGACUCGAUGGCGCCACUGGUCGCCGUCGACCUCAAACUGGCCCACGACCCCUGGGCCUUCAUCGGGCCAGGCUGCGGCUACUCUUCCUCGCCUGUCGCUCGUUUCACCACCCACUGGGACGUUCCCAUGGUAACAGCCGGAGCCCCAGCCAUCUACUUUGAAUCCUUCUCGGCGGUCACCAAUGUCGGCCCCACCCACAAGAAGCUUGGCGAGCUGAGUCUGAAGAUCCACGACACGUUUGGCUGGUGGCGCCACGUCAUGAUGGUCUACAGCGACAACAAGGACUCCAACGACGACCGCAAUUGUUACUUCGCCGUGGAGGGCAUCUACAGGGCGCUGGAUAACGCCAACGUGAGCAUCAAAGACCGCGCCAUCGAACCCGACUUCAGCUUCAGCCAGCUGGUCCAGGAAGUCCGCGACCACGGCCGAGUGGUGUACCUGUGCUGCUCUCCGGACAUCCUCAGGACUCUGAUGGUCCAGCUCUGGAAGGAGGGGGCGGAGCUGGACCACUAUGUCUUCUUCUACAUCGAUAUAUUCGCAGAGGGCCUACGGGGGCGGGACAAGGUCAGACCGUGGUACAGAGGAGACAAAGACGACUACGCCGCCCGCCAGGCCUUCAGGAGUGUGAAGGUCCUGACCUACCUGGAGCCUCAGAAUCCAGAGUAUCUUCAGUUUGUCGAGACGCUGAAGGACGAUGCAAAGAAGAUGUUUAACUUCAGCAUUUCAGACUCUCUGUAUAACGUGAUCGCUGCUGGUUUCUAUGACGGCGUGAUGAUGUACUCCCAGGCUCUCAAUGAGACUCUGAGCCAGCAGAGACUUGGACCUGGACCUGAGGGAGUGCUGAGGCCCAGGGGAGACUUGGUGACUCGGAGGAUGUGGAACAGAACUUUCCAAGGACUAACAGGCCCCGUGGAGAUGGACGAGUCAGGGGACAGACAGAUCGACUUCGCCGUGUGGGACAUGACAGAUACCAAGUCUGGAGAGUUUCAGGUGGUCUGUGUAUAUAACAGCAGUAUUAAACAGCUGGUCAUGAAGAGUGGGCGGAGCUUCCGGUGGCCGGGUGGCUCUCCACCUGUGGACGUCCCAGAGUGUGGCUUCAAGAAUGACAAACCAGCCUGCCUCGCACGUACAGUGACGAUGCAGCAGAUGGUUUCCACGGUGAUCUGCUUCGUCUUUGUCAUCAUCGUGACGGUGUCGGUCUUCAUCUACAGGAAGCUGAAGCUGGAGAGCGAGCUGGCGGCUCAGCUGUGGAGAGUUUCCUGGGACGACGUCCAGAAUAGGGACCUGGAGAAGGUCCUGAGGAGGACCUGCAGCAGACUCACCAUGUCACUGAAAGGAUCGACCUGUGGCUCCCUGAUGACCAUGGAGGGAAACUUCCAGAUCUACACCAAGACUGGGUACUAUAAGGGAAACCUGGCUGCCAUCAAGUACAUCAACAAGAAACGGAUUGAGCUGACCAGGAACGUUCUGUUUGAGCUCAAACAUAUGAGAGACGUUCAGAAUGAACACCUGACCCGCUUCAUCGGCGCCUGCAUCGACCCGCCAAACAUGUGCAUCAUCACAGAGUACUGUCCAAGAGGCAGCCUUCAGGAUCUGAUGGAGAGUGACGGCAUCACUCUGGACUGGAUGUUCAGAUACUCUCUCAUCAUCGACAUCGUCAAGGGCAUGUUGUUCCUCCACAACAGCGUCAUCGUCUCCCACGGCAACCUGAAGUCGUCGAACUGCGUGGUGGACAGUCGCUUCGUGCUGAAGAUCACCGACUAUGGUCUACAGAGUCUGAGGACCAGCACCUGCCCCGAGGACACCCACGCCUACUACGCCCGUAAACUGUGGACGUCACCAGAGCUGCUGAGGAAGGCGUGUCCUCCUCCACGUGGGACUCAGAAAGGAGAUGUUUACAGCUUCGGGAUCAUCCUACAGGAGGUCGCUCUGCUGAGAGGAGUCUUCUACCUGGACACGCUCACCAUGACGCCUAAAGAGAUCGUUGAGGCCUUGUGUCAGGGCGGCGCCCCCCCCUUGCGUCCCUCCCUCUGCCUCCACAGUCACAGCGAGGAGCUGGGCAUCCUGAUGCAGCGCUGCUGGAGCGACGAGCCGAACGAGAGGCCGGACUUCAACACCAUCAAGAUCCUGCUGAGGAAACAGCACAGAGGUUACGGCUCCAACAUCCUGGAUAACCUCCUGUCUCGGAUGGAACAAUACGCCAACAACCUGGAGGAGCUGGUGGAGGAGAGGACGCAGGCGUACCACGAGGAGAAACGCAAGGCUGAGGCCCUGCUCUACCAGAUACUACCGCAUUCAGUAGCAGAGCAGUUGAAGAGAGGUGAGAUGGUUCAGGCUGAAGCGUUUGACUCUGUCACCAUCUACUUCAGUGACAUCGUUGGCUUCACUGCCCUAUCAGCUGAGAGCACACCUCUACAGGUCGUGACUCUGCUGAACGAUCUCUACACCUGUUUCGACGCCAUCAUUGACCACUUUGAUGUUUAUAAGGUGGAGACCAUCGGAGAUGCCUACAUGGUGGUGUCAGGGCUUCCUGUGAGGAACGGGAAGCUUCACGGGCGCGAGAUUGCUCGCAUGUCACUAGCCCUGCUCAACGCCGUCAAGAGCUUCAAGAUCCGACACCGGGCCAAUCAGCAACUGCGGCUCCGCAUCGGCAUACACAGCGGUCCCGUGUGUGCAGGUGUGGUGGGGUUGAAGAUGCCCAGGUACUGUCUGUUUGGAGACACGGUCAACACGGCGUCACGCAUGGAGUCCAACGGAGAGGCUCUGAAGAUCCACGUGUCAGAGACAACCUGUCAGGUUCUUCAGGAGUUCAGCUGCUUCAGGCUGGAGCUCAGAGGAGAGAUCGAGAUGAAGGGGAAGGGGCGGAUGAGGACGUUCUGGCUGCUGGGGGAGGAUGCACCGUGAGGGGGGUAGAGGAGGAUGAUGGAGGGAUCUAUCACUUUUUCUGCCUUGAACACAGGAGACGACCGUCAGAUCUAAACCUGAGGACCAGAUCUAACCCUAACCCACUAAACACACUUUAUAUGAAACUCCACCCCCUUGAUUCUGACUGGAUGUUUAACGCUGACAUCAUUUAAAGGCACAGUUCUUCUUUCCAGCUUUAACCACUGACUGUUGA